AUGAGAUUCGAUCUAAUUGCCCUCCUCGCUGCGGUGGCCGUCUCCGUGGCAGCAGCUCCCUCUUCUGUCAGGUUCGGAGCAAGCGAAUCUGGAGCUGAAUUUGGCGAGAACAACCUUCCUGGUGUCUAUGGAACCGAUUAUAUCUUCCCCGAUGCUAGCGCUAUCCAAACAUUGAAGGAAAAAGGGAUGAAUAUCUUCCGGGUGGCCUUCCUGAUGGAACGGUUGGUACCGAACUCCAUGAUAGGAGAAUUUGAUGGUGCCUAUCUAAGCAACCUGACUGCGACGGUCACAGCCAUCACUGAUGCAGGAUCCCACGCCGUGCUUGAUCCGCAAAACUUUGGAAGAUACAACGGCCAGAUCAUUUCAACUACUUCCGACUUCCAGACAUUCUGGAAGAACGUCGCAAGCAAGUUCGUCUCGAACGAGAAAGUCAUUUUCGACACAAGUCAGUACCCCCAAACGUUCAGUCGCAUCGCAGGCCUUGUGCUAACCAAAUUCUGCACAGACAACGAGUUCCACGAUAUGGACCAGGACCUCGUCCUACAGCUCAACCAAGCAGCCAUUGACGGUAUCCGUGAAGCGGGGGCAACAAGCCAAUAUAUCUUUGUCGAGGGCAACUCCUACACCAGCGCGUGGAACUGGCCGAAGGUGAACGACAACCUCAAGGAGCUCACCGAUCCCCAAAACAAGAUCGUCUACGAGAUGCACCAGUACCUUGACUCAGACGGAUCAGGCACGCGCGAGACGUGUGUGUCGACGACGAUCGGAAAAGAGCGCGUGACGGAGGCGACACAGUGGCUGAAGGCCAAUCAAAAGGUUGGGGUUCUAGGCGAAUUUGCUGGUGGUGUGAAUGAUGAUUGCAAAACGGCGAUUACAGGCAUGCUUGAUUAUCUGGGUGACAACUCGGAGGUCUGGCUCGGGGCAUUGUGGUGGGGUGCUGGUCCUUGGUGGGGUGACUAUAUCUUCGGCAUGGAACCUCCCACUGGGGUGGCGUACACGGGUAUGCUGUCGACGCUUGAGCCAUACUUGGAAUAA
Molecule: messenger RNA, 1035 nt
Organism: Penicillium digitatum Pd1
Lineage: Eukaryota; Fungi; Ascomycota; Eurotiomycetes; Eurotiales; Aspergillaceae
Source: RefSeq, a predicted model, not a curated record